Molecule: messenger RNA, 1515 nt
Organism: Yarrowia lipolytica CLIB122
Lineage: Eukaryota; Fungi; Ascomycota; Dipodascomycetes; Dipodascales
Biological process (GO): response to endoplasmic reticulum stress; protein folding
Cellular component (GO): endoplasmic reticulum
Molecular function (GO): protein disulfide isomerase activity
Source: RefSeq, a predicted model, not a curated record
AUGAAGUUCACUGCCCUCACAAUUGCGCUCAUGGGCGCUCUGGCUGCGGCCUCCGACGUCGUCAAGCUCGAUUCCGACAACUUUGCCGACUUUGUCACUGACAACAAGCUCGUCCUCGCUGAGUUCUUUGCUCCCUGGUGCGGACACUGCAAGCAACUCGCCCCCGAGUACGAGUCUGCAGCCACCAUCCUUAAGGAGAAGGGCAUCCCCAUUGGAAAGGUCGACUGUACCGAGAACGAGGAGCUCUGCUCCAAGUUUGAGAUCCAGGGCUACCCCACCCUCAAGAUCUUCCGUGGAUCUGAGGAGGACAGCUCUCUCUACCAGUCUGCCCGAACCUCCGAGGCAAUUGUCCAGUACUUGCUGAAGCAGGCCCUUCCUCUCGUUUCCGAAUUCGCCAACGAGAAAGAGCUCAAUGCCUUCACCAAGGACAACGACGUCACCAUUGUUGCCUUCCACGAUGAGGAUGACGAGAAGUCUCAGUCCACCUUCCAGCGAGUCGCACAGAAGCUCCGAGAGCGAUUCACUUUCGGCCACUCCGCUGACAAGGCCCUUGCCAAGAAGUACGGUGUCGAGAAGUUCCCCGCUCUCGUUGUCUACCGAAACUUCGAUGAGAAGCCCGCCGUUUACGACAUCUCUGCUGGCAAGAAGGUGUUCAAGUUUAAGCCCGAGCCUCUUACCAAGUUCAUCAAGACCGAGGCUGUCCCCGUCAUUGGUGAGAUUGGUCCCGCUUCUUUCCAGGACUACGCCACAUCUGGCCUCCCUCUGGUCUACAUCUUCUCUGCUCUGGAGAAGGACACCAAGCAGAUCUCCGAGUGGGUCAAGCCUUGGGCUGAGAAGCUGAAGGGUGAGGCUUAUGUCGGUGUCAUUGACGCUGACCUCUACGGAUCUCACGCCCAGAACGUCAACAUCCAGGAGAAGUUCCCUGCCAUCGCUAUCGAGAACUUCGACAACAAGAAGAAGUGGGCCCAUGCUCAGGAUGCCAAGAUCACCAAGGCCUCCGUCGACAAGUUCUUCAAGGAGUACAUUGAGGGAACUCUCGAGCCUAUCCUCAAGUCUGACCCCGUCCCCGAGUACCAGGAUGGUCCCGUCCACAUUGUUGUCGGCAAGAACUACAAGGAUAUUGUUCUCGAUGAUGACAAGGAUGUUCUGAUCGAGUUCUACGCUCCCUGGUGCGGACACUGCAAGAUUCUUGCUCCCAUCUACGACGAGCUUGGAGACCUCUUCUUCGACCACCCCGAGAUCUCCAAGAAGGUUACUGUCGCCAAGAUCGACGCCACCACUAACGAGUUCCCUGAUGAGGAUGUCAAGGGUUUCCCCACUAUCAAGCUGUACCCCGCCGGUAAGAAGAACGCCCCUAUCACCUACCCCGGUGCUCGAACCCUUGAGGGUCUUAACCAAUUCAUCAAGGAGCACGGUACCCACAAGGUUGACGGUCUCGCCCAUGCCGAUGAGGAGGAGGCCCCUGCCAAGGAUACCAAGGCCAAGAAGGGAGGCAAGAUUGAUGAUGAGCUUUAA